Messenger RNA from Pocillopora damicornis (cauliflower coral), 899 nucleotides. RefSeq names its product protein canopy homolog 2. Gene Ontology annotation, cellular component: endoplasmic reticulum. NCBI's taxonomy places the organism in Eukaryota, Metazoa, Cnidaria, Anthozoa, Scleractinia, Pocilloporidae. The record is from RefSeq and is a predicted model, not a curated record.
CGGUUAUAGCCAUUGUCGGUGUGAAAAGGGACCAGGUGAAUAGGUGUAUUUCUUUCAGGAGAAUUUUUCAGUUUGAUCUUUCGAUGUAAAGUUUCAGUUUUCGACUUCGUCUUUUCGAUCAUCGACAUAGGAUCAUAGGAUUUCUUUUGAGCUGGAUAUGGAAUCUGCAACUCAACUUUGUCUUGUAGUACUUUUUGUGACAACUUUUGUGAAUGAAGCACUCGGUGCUAAGGAUAAAGAGCUAUACUGUGGUGUAUGCCGUGUCAUUGCGGAUGAGCUUCAGUGGGAAAUUUCUCAAGUUGAUCCCAGAAAGACUUUAGAGGUGGAGAGUUUCAGAGUGGAUCCAAGAGGUAACCAAAAUACCAAAAAGAUUCAAUAUGCAAGAUCAGAGACUCAUCUGAUAGAACAGCUUGAUAAUAUGUGUGAAAAAAUGAAUUCGUACGCUGAGUCGACAGAUCCCAACACUGGAAAGAAAUCAUACAUCAGAACCUCGUCGCGAUCUGGUGAGGCAGUCACACUCAGUAAUGUGGCAAUCAGUGGUGACAUAGCUCAGAAGCUCAAACAUGCAUGUGAGAGUAUUAUAGAGGACUAUGAUGAUGAUAUUAUAGCAUCCUUCAAGAAAGAGCGCAAGGAUCCAAAGAAAUAUAUGUGCCGCACGACCACAGGUUUAUGCAUUGGUGAUGAUGACGAGUAUGAUGAUAGUGACGAUGAAACUGAGAGUGACAAUGAGCCUGCAGAAACUGAACAUGAUGAACUUUGACCAUGAUUUAACAAUUUAAUAGAAGAAAAUUACUUUUUUGCACAUUGAGUUGUUAUGCAAAGUUAGUAGGUACUUGUCUGAAAAGUGUAUCAUUUAUGAAUUUUGCAAUAAAAUCAAAAUAAAUACUAUCAAAUUUGGC